AGUCCAUCCUCAGGGGGCAUUCCUCAAAAUAACCUUCCACACUAUAUACUGUAUAUGCAUGCUGUGCAGCCAUGCUUCUGAAAUAGCCACCCCGAAAAAAAAAGCUGGGAAAUAAGUCAACAUAUCAAUAAGCAAAUUAAAAGAUGGCGACCCAUCAGAAGCCAAGCAGCAAUGGCGGUGGCAAGGGGACUCCAGCCAGGGUGAAACCCAGGGAUGUCAGACCCAGACCCAACAAGCUAAACAGCCCUGAAUCCAGGAAAAAUUCAGAGGCAGGCCAUGAUGACAUUGAAGAAGAACCUGAUGAGGAGAUGGUCUCUCAGCCCCUGACAGCAAGAGAAAGGAAGUACCUCCUUGCUGUGGAAAGAGGAAACUUGGCAACAGUGAAAAGAUUUGUGGAGGGUGGAGCAGCAGAUGAUGAAGACUUGAAGAAACCAGGUGACCAGCAGCAGCCAUCAGGAGAAGAACCCCAGGAGAAUGAGCCAGUCAACAUUGACUGCACUGACCCCCUGGGCAGAAGUGCUCUGGUGAUAGCCAUAGAAAACGAGAACAUAGAGCUCUUGUACUACUUGCUGGACAUUGGGGUCAAGCCCAAGGACUCUUUGUUGCAUGCCAUAGAGGAACAGUAUGUGGAAGCUGUGGAGAUCCUGCUGGACUUUGAAGAGGCCACCCACAAACCAGGCGAACUUUAUAGCUGGGAGAAAGUGGAUGACAAGGAAGCUUCCUGGACCCCAGACGUGACUCCGCUCAUCUUGGCUGCUCACAAGAACAACUAUGAGAUCCUCAAGAUCCUCUUGGACAGGGGGGCCACUCUUCCAAUGCCUCAUGAUGUCAAGUGUUCUUGUGAUGAGUGUGAUUGUUCUUCAAAAACUGAUAGUCUCAGGCACUCGAGAUCCCGCAUCAAUGCCUACACAGCCCUGGCAAGUCCGAGCCUGAUUGCACUGUCCAGCAGGGAUCCCCUGCUCACGGCAUUUGAACUGUCCUGGGAACUGAGGAGGUUGAGCAGAGUUGAAAACGAGUUCCAGCAAGAAUACACAGACCUGAGAAGACAGGUGCAGAAAUUCGCAGUGGACUUGCUGGACCACACCAGGACUUCCAAGGAGCUGGAAAUCAUGCUCAACUACAAUCCCGAAGACGUGUUUGAGAGGGAAGAGGAGCAGCACGGCGGCAAAAUGGGGUUGGAAAGACUGAAGCUGGCCAUAGACUACAGGCAGAAGGAGUUUGUUGCACAUGCAAAUGUGCAGCAGUUGCUGACUUCUCUGUGGUACGACGGGAUGCCGGGGUUCCGCAGGAAAGCCAUGAUUGCCCAGGGCUUCGAGAUCAUGAAGAUCGGGGCCACGUUCCCGCUGUUUUGCUUCAACUACUUGCUGGCCCCCCACUCGGCCACGGGCUCCAAGCUCAAGCAGCCCUUCAUCAAGUUCAUCGUCAACUCUUCCUCCUACAUGUUUUUCCUCUUCUUGCUCGUGAUUGUGAGCCAGCGCGUGGAGAACAUGGCCAUCCGGCUCCUGGGCACCCAGGGCAUGGUCCAGCGGCUGGCCGAGUGGGAGAAGCAGGACCGCGGUGCCCUGCCGUCCUACGUCGAGAGCCUCAUCAUGUUCUACGUCCUCGGGUUCGUGUGGGCCGAGGUGAAGCAGUUGUGGGACGCCGGCGGCAUGCUCAGCUACGCCCAGGACAUGUGGAACUUUGUCGACUUUGCCAUGAACUUCCUCUACUGCGCCUGGAUCGGGCUCAGGGUGGUGUCAUGGUUCGUGGUCCAGCGGGAACUGGCGUAUGGCUAUGACCCCUACAUCCCCCGAGAAAAGUGGGAUGCCUGGGAUCCCAUGCUUCUGUCCGAGGGUGUCUUUGGAGCUGCCACCAUCUUCAGCAUUCUCAGACUCGUGCACAUCUUCUCGGUGAACCACCACCUGGGCCCGCUGCAAAUCUCCCUGGGCCGCAUGAUCUACGACAUCAUGAAGUUCUUCUUCUUCUACAUCCUCGUCAUCUUCGCCUUCGGCUGCGGCAUGAACCAGUUGCUGUGGUACUACGCAGACAUCGACCGGGAGAACUGCUACAAGGGCGGGCACCUGCCGGACAGGGGCAACGCGGACCACUCCUGCGACGUCUGGAGACGAUUUGCCAACCCCUUCGAGACUUCCCAGUCCCUGUUUUGGGCCAGCUUCGGCCUCAUCGACCUCAACAACUUCGAGUUGACCGGGAUCAAGAGCUUCACCCGGUUCUGGGCCAUGCUCAUGUUCGGCUCCUACUCGACCAUCAACGUCGUCGUCCUGCUCAACCUCCUCAUCGCCAUGAUGAGCAAUUCCUUUUCUGAGAUUGUGAAAGCCGAUGUGGAGUGGAAGUUCGCCAGGAGCAAGUUGUGGAUCAGCUACUUUGAGGACGGCGGCACUGUGCCGCCGCCCUUCAACGUCAUCCCGUCGCCCAAGUCCAUCAGGGCCCUGUUCGGCUGCGGAGGCGCCCCCAAGAAGAGAGAGUCCUUCCGCAAAAAGAAGAGGGGGGAGAAGGAGCGAGAACACAAUCAGCGAAUCAACGACGACACCGAGGUGACGGAGGACGACGUGAACGAAAUCAAGCAGGAAGUGUCGUCCUUCAAGUACCAGCUCUUUGACCUCAUGCGGCAAAACAACUGGAAAAUGGACGGCGUGGACAAGGGAGAAGGAGGCCUCGGGAGACGGGAGAGGACAAAGGAGAGGCGACUGCUCAAGGGAUUCAACAUUGGACUGGUUGAGGGCGUCAACUUUGAAGUGGUUGCCGACAGGGGAUCGUCCAAUGCUCUGGCCAAGAUCAUCAUGAAGGUGACCAAGCGCGGCAGCAGCAAGCGGAACUGGAACGAGAUCGUGGCGGCCAACGCGCCCAAGGUCGUGGACCAGAUCGGCCAGCGGGCCGAGUACCAGCGACGGCGGACGACGAGACGCGGCGGGUCCAAGUUGCGGCGGGAGACGGUGUUGCCGACGUCGCGCGGGUGGCGCCGAGUGGCGGCCGUGGCGCGGGAAGGCGGCUUCCGGGGGGGAAGACUCAACAGCUUCGUCAUCAGGCGAGUACAUAUACCGCAAAGAGUCGAGACGGAGAGACGCCAGAGCAUCGCGCACGAAGGCUGGGCCAAAGUGGGCAAGUUGUCGGACGUGGGCGCGUUCAAGCGGUACGACAGCGAAAUCCUGCGGCACAACAGGACGAUGCAAGCAUCAGCAGCCAAUAAGGAACCCGAAGCAAUAACAGCAUCAACAGCAUCAGUAGGAUCCGACAUGAAAGACACGACGAAGACGACGACGACGACGACGACGACAUCAUCAUCAUCAGCACCACCUAGUGCUGCUGCUGCUGCUGGCUCAUCGUCGUCAUCGGUCGCCAUGGAGCUGAUGACUCGACACGACUCCCAACGCUCGGGCAUCCUCAAGUCCGCCGCCGUCGUCGUCGAUGACGCGUCUCCGUCCAAACAGUCCGUCGGCAGCGUCAAGAAGCGCAUCAGCUUCGGUCGGGCCCGACACCAGCACCAGCAACAACAGUCCCUGCCACCCAUCGCACCUUCCCCGGUGCCACCAGCACGAGCUGCUGCAGCUACUCCAUCUGCAGACCCAUCAUCAUCAUCAUCAUCAUCCACUGCAGCAUGCGUAAUAGAGCCCGAGCCGACGACGACGACGACGAGGGACGUACAGAUUGAAAUCGAGGCUUCGCCGGGGUCCUGGCCCGGAGACGACGAAGGACAGCCGGAGAGUGUCCCGAUGAUGCAGGCUGCUGCUGGCCCCAGCAGCAGCAGCAGCACCAUCACCACCAAGGGCUCCUCUGCUGCAGACAAGGAGAAGAAGCAGGCCACUUCGCCCGAGGCGCGUUGGAAGGCCCGCGAUGACGCUUGGCUUUGAACAACAAGAAGAAGAAGAAAAAGGGGAAAGUCACACUGAGUGGUGACUGUUGUCACGAUUGAGUCAACUCUUUUGCUGCUGCUCAGCAUCACCUUUUCCAAAUACUGUGCAGGUACGCUGUACUCACUCAUUCGCACGGACGGAAAAGGGAAAUUCGAGGUCCAGCAUCACGUCCAACACUCCAGCAUCAUGCAGCUGAUGUGAGAUGCGCGCCGUCUUCUCUUGCGCUGAAAUAAUAAUUAGUUAUUAGGGCAAUAAUAUAGAACUCGGAUACUGUACAUAUCAUCCGGGAUAUAAAUGUUAAACGACUGAAUCCCUCAUUAUUUGUAGUGUAUAGUCAAUCAGAGAAUCCAGCAAUAAGCCUGAUUACGGUGUGCUAACAUUUAUUUCUGAAACCCCGUGAUGAUGGACGAGUGCUUCAUUAUUACAAUAUUUUUCUUGUGUUCCUCCUCAAUGAAGAAUUGUAGUAUUGUAUACUGUGAUUACCAUACAACUGCUGGAGGAUCCGACGAAUAACCCAUAAGAAUUGAACACCAGCAAUAAGCGCUGUUCAAUAGUGAAUGUGACGAAUUCUUCCUUCGAUGACCAGCUUUUCUCAAAGCGACAUGCGUAAUGUAUAGAGAUUCAAUAAUGCCCUCAUAUCCUCGCAAUAAAUCUUCAGUGUUGAUCUCAACAGUGUUUUGAAAGAAGCAAACAAGUGCAUGUGAGCCUACAUGUUUAAUUUAGCCAUCAUUCAAAUGGAUUGUGCUGUUGCACAUGACAUACGUUCUUGCGUCACUUGAAAAUCGAGGAAAUUCUACCACGAGCAAAAAGAUAAUCUUUUUUUUUUUAUCGCGCAUUGCUUGAUUCAAUUCGUGAGAUGAGUACUUUCGUGUUCAGAGUCUUACAAAAAGUUCGUCUCGCACUUCCACGGCAUCUGCAUAAAUACGGUAGAUCUUUCGUAGACACCUCUUCAUUCCCCGAAGGCAGCAUUAAUGUUCUAUUCUUUAUACGAAAAGAAGGCAUCCAAUCAGAGGACGUCCAUUCCGUAGAUUCCUGGAAUCAUUUCCAGAAAGACUGUGUUGCCUUAGAUGAAGAAGAAGAAGAAGAAACAAAUCAUACUAUGCGUAGUUGUUCCAUCAUCGAUCACAUUGUUUGAAUGCUUCACAUGUUAAUGUGGCCCUGGAAUAAGAACUACGACGAUGUUUUUCAGGA
Molecule: messenger RNA, 5042 nt
Organism: Notodromas monacha
Lineage: Eukaryota; Metazoa; Arthropoda; Ostracoda; Podocopida; Cyprididae
Source: the annotation of a GenBank genome assembly